AUGGUCAAAGACGGUGAUGCAGACGAAUCAGCCCAGUUUGAAGUAUGGCUCCCUGGAGAUAAACGAAGAAAUCAGAAGACACCUGUCAUCCUUUCACACCAACAGUUUGCUCGACGCUGGGUCCUGCUCGGACAGGCACGGGACUACCAAUAUCAAGUCCAGGAGGCACAACCAACUACAGCGACACAUGUUAGGUAUGAGCUCUCUUCAAGCGACACCGACGGCACGAGAAACGAAACAGAUGGGACAUCUCGAAACACCGCCAUAUACUUCGAUACAGGGAAACUGUUCCAGGCGAAUGAGAUACGGUCGGAAAUCCGCUCGCGCCACAUGACCUACAGGAAAGACGCUGGAGCUUUCCAUAGAUUGGAUGUCGACCCGGAUGAGAUGCACGUAGCAUUCUCGUUUUACGACUAUUCGAAGGAUUCGCAGCACACCUCUUCCAUGCUGAACCCCGUGGGGGAAGAGUAUCAUCAGGAGAGCGAUGCUGAAACCUCCACACCUGCCGCGAUUGCAGUCGCAAUUGAAGCGUUUCGCAGUUGGGAGCGUUUCUAUCAGCAAGGUCUAGCCCAUACCCGUGGAAAUGAACUGGAGGAAGCUCUACUUUCCCAUCACAGUGCUUUGGCCAUAUGUGAUGGCAAGACCGACCUUCCACACGCGACACAUUAUCGAUACGUGGUGCUUGCCGAACUCGGGUAUGUGCACAGAAUGCUUGGACGCUUUGCAAGGGCCAGCGAGUACCUCGAGGAAGCAGUCAAGAACAUGCCGUCCAACGAAAGCCGUCUCAAAGCACUUGGAGAGCUGGCGGUCGUGUAUCGUCAUUUAGACAGAUUAAACGACGCCAAACGAACUUGCGAAGAACAGUAUGAAUCUGCCAAACUCAUGGGGCUUGAGCUGGAAACAGAGCGUGCAAUCGGUAAUCUUGGCAUGAUGAACUACCAACUCUUCCUGCUCAACCAUGACGAGGAGUACUUGGCUGUCGCCAUAAAGCAGUUGGAAGAACGGGUCGACAUAUGCCGACGGCUGAGAGCUCCAACAGACAGUGAGGAAGAUUCCCGUCGAAAGGCAGCUAAGGCUCAAAGCGCUACAGCGCAUGAGGCCAUCGCAUUCGCCCGUCUGUCCCUCUGUUACACUAUGCAGGGUCACCUCGACAAGGCGAUUGGCGCAGCCUGGGAUUGUCAAAAGCUGGCCAUCGAGUCGGGCGAUCCAAGCAAGAUUGCAUUCUCUAGGCUGUUCUACGGUCGAGCACUGCUCUUAGAUGGACAGAAAGAAGAGGCGCUUGCUCAGUUCAAUCCUUCAGACGGAUAUACGCCAGUCGCAGCUCUCUCGAAAGAGCCUUGCGAAGAAUACCGGGGUUACAUACGGGAAAUGAUCAAUGCUGGAGCGGACUUGACUUUACGGGACAGAUCUGGUUACUCAGCACUGGACUUUGCAGUCUACAGCGGCGAUAGACAAACGCAGGAUAUUCUGAUCGAGGCUCUUCAGCGACAGCUCGGUCAAGACGAAGUUGAGCAGCAUCGGUUGGAAUCUACGCUUCGAAAGGGCUAUCGCGAACUUUUUCAGGAGAUAUUGCGACCGGUGCUGCUGGAAGCAGACAAACGCUCCAGCAUUAAACGGCUCCGACAGGCGUAUGCGAGAACUCUGGCCGCGGACGAAGAGAAAGCACACCAGUUUGACGCAUUCAAAUAUGUGCGUUUCUCCGACUUUUCUAGGCACGGGAAGCUGCCUAAAUCUAGCGAAGGCUUGACACGCCGCUUCGGGAACGACGAUGAUGAAGAUCUUUACGUGAUUUUCAUGUCUUACACAUGGUCCAAGAAGAAGCGCGUUGGCGAGUUCUCUCCCGACGAUAUGGAGAAUACCAAGUAUUAUCAAAUGAUGAGCGCCUUGGAAAGUUUCCUCCUAGAACACCCGGAUAUGGAUCCUAACACGGUUGGUAUAUGGCUCGAUUGGGCCUGUAUCGACCAGAACAACAGAGACAUACAAGCGCGCGGUGUGGCAGCACUACCCAUGUGUGUUGCACAAUGUAAUGCCAUGAUCAGUAUUACCGAUGAUAACUACUACGAACGGGCAUGGUGCUGUGUUGAAGUCAUCACCAUACGAGCUCUAGAAAGAUCGUAUCAUGCCCAUGGAUGGUACGAAUUCGAGUAUGAUGCACGUCAAGAGAGGAAAGUACUUCGAGAUGGCAGAGUUACGGAAGCGCUAAGUGUGGUCUCCGCAAAGGUCACUAUGGAGAGCGAUCGUCCCAAGCUAGAGUUCCUUGAGAGGCAGGCAAAGCUCCUAGAUAUCUCAGCUGAUGCAUAA
Molecule: messenger RNA, 2301 nt
Organism: Colletotrichum siamense
Lineage: Eukaryota; Fungi; Ascomycota; Sordariomycetes; Glomerellales; Glomerellaceae
Exons: 2
Coding region: 1-2301 (766 amino acids)
Molecular function (GO): protein binding
Source: RefSeq, a predicted model, not a curated record